AUGUCUUUCCAUAUGAACUAUAUCCUUAGCAAAAAUAUUGGAAAAAAAAAGGAUAAAAUUAUGGCAGUGAACAAUGAAGGCAAAGAAGCACUGGGCAAAUUGGGCGAUAACGCAAAUCUAGUAAACUCUUUAUUCAGUACUGCUUCUGCAAAUUGCACUUUUUACCAACCUGUUCCCCCUUCAUUCGCUGAAUUACAGUUGCUAUUUGGGCUGCAUGUCCGACGGCAAUACAUCAAAAGAACUCGCAAAACAAUUAUUGAUCGUAAACCACGACAGGCUUAUAGCACGAAACAACUAGAAUUACUAGAAAAAGAAUUUAUGAUUGACAAAUAUCUGAAUAUCCAUAAAAGAAUGGAUUUGUCAAAGGCACUUAAUCUUACCGAGGCUCAAAUCAAGACCUGGUUUCAAAAUCGUAGGACUAAAUGGAAGAAACAGGUAGUGUCAUCGUUGAAAGAACUGGUCAAAAUGAAAGCUUUAAUCGAUCCCAUCGAUUCGCAUCUUAAUUCCUUGACGAUUUAUCUUCGCGCCUUUGAUAAAUUGAAAUAG
Messenger RNA from Dracunculus medinensis (Guinea worm), 546 nucleotides. The record is from the annotation of a GenBank genome assembly. NCBI's taxonomy places the organism in Eukaryota, Metazoa, Nematoda, Chromadorea, Rhabditida, Dracunculidae.